AUGUAUGCGGAGUUGUGGAAAGUCACGGUCUCCACCUGGUUCCAAUUGCCAAGUCGCGCGGGCAAGAGAAGGGGCGAUCGCGAUCGAGAUAAAUGGCAAGCAACAGUGUGGGGUGAGCCUGUUGAUGGUGAAUGCGAUCAGUGGGCGACUUUAUGGGAUGCUUGGCGAUGGAAGGCGUGA
This is a messenger RNA of Penicillium concentricum, 180 nucleotides long. RefSeq lists its product as uncharacterized. The record is from RefSeq and is a predicted model, not a curated record. The transcript has a single exon. Bases 1 to 180 code for a protein of 59 amino acids. NCBI's taxonomy places the organism in Eukaryota, Fungi, Ascomycota, Eurotiomycetes, Eurotiales, Aspergillaceae.